AACCAGGGCUCCAGGUGAAGUCUGAUCAUCAACAGGAUCACACAGCAACCAUGAGGUGUCUAGUCUUCGUUCUGCUCAUCGGAGCUGCUUUUGCCACGGAGGAGGACAAGAUUGUCGGAGGGUAUGAGUGCAAGCCCUACUCCCAGCCCCAUCAGGUGUCCCUGAACUCUGGCUACCACUUCUGUGGAGGCUCCCUGGUCAACGAGAACUGGGUUGUGUCUGCUGCUCACUGCUACAAGUCCCGUGUGGAGGUUCGUAUGGGAGAGCACAACAUCAAGGUCACCGAGGGAAACGAGCAGUUCAUCCGCUCCUCCCGCGUCAUCCGCCACCCCAACUACAGCUCCUACAACAUCAACAACGACAUCAUGCUGAUCAAGCUGAGCACGCCCGCCACUCUCAACCAGUACGUGCAGCCUGUGGCUCUGCCCACCAGCUGUGCCCCCGCUGGCACCAUGUGCAAAGUCACUGGCUGGGGUAACACCAUGAGCUCUUCCGCUGACGGAAACAAGCUGCAGUGCCUGGACAUCCCCAUCCUGUCUGAGAGGGACUGUGAUAACUCCUACCCCGGCAUGAUCACUGACGCCAUGUUCUGCGCUGGAUACCUGGAGGGAGGCAAGGACUCUUGCCAGGGUGACUCUGGUGGACCCGUCGUGUGCAACGGUGAGCUGCAGGGUGUUGUGUCCUGGGGCUACGGAUGUGCUGAGAGGGACCACCCCGGUGUCUACGCCAGGGUCUGCCUCUUCAACGACUGGCUGGAGAGCACCAUGGCCAGCUUUGCCACGGAGGAGGACAAGAUCGUCGGAGGGUAUGAGUGCAAGCCCUACUCCCAGCCCCAUCAGGUGUCCCUGAACUCUGGCUACCACUUCUGUGGAGGCUCCCUGGUCAACGAGAACUGGGUUGUGUCUGCUGCUCACUGCUACAAGUCUCGCGUUGAGGUUCGUAUGGGAGAGCACAACAUCAAGGUCACCGAGGGAAACGAGCAGUUCAUCCGCUCCUCCCGCGUCAUCCGCCACCCCAACUACAGCUCCUACAACAUCAACAACGACAUCAUGCUGAUCAAGCUGAGCACGCCCGCCACUCUCAACCAGUACGUGCAGCCUGUGGCUCUGCCCACCAGCUGUGCCCCCGCUGGCACCAUGUGCAAAGUCACUGGCUGGGGUAACACCAUGAGCUCCUCCGCUGAUGGAAACAAGCUGCAGUGCCUGGACAUCCCCAUCCUGUCUGAGAGGGACUGUGAUAACUCCUACCCCGGCAUGAUCACUGACGCCAUGUUCUGCGCUGGAUACCUGGAGGGAGGCAAGGACUCUUGCCAGGGUGACUCUGGUGGACCCGUUGUGUGCAACGGUGAGCUGCAGGGUGUUGUGUCCUGGGGCUACGGAUGUGCUGAGAGGGACCACCCCGGUGUCUACGCCAGGCUCUCCACGUGGCAUCAACCAAUCAUGAGGUCUCUGGUCUUUGCUCUGCUCCUUGGAACUGUGUUUGCCACAGAGGAUGACAAAAUUGUUGGAGGGUAUGAGUGCACGCCUCACUCCCAGCCCCAUCAGGUGUCCCUGAACUCUGGCUACCACUUCUGCGGUGGCUCCCUGGUCAACGAGAACUGGGUGGUGUCUGCUGCUCACUGCUACAAAUCCAAAAUGGAUAUCGUCCUCGGCGAUCACAAUCGUUGGUGGCUGGAUGGCAACGAGCAGAUAAUUUCUGCUUCCCUCGUGAUCCCUCAUCCCAACUACGAGUCCUGGCUGGUUAACAAUGACAUCAUGCUGAUCAAACUGAGCGAACCCGCCACCAUCAACCAGUACGUGAAGCCGGUGGCUCUGCCCACAAGCUGUGCCCCCGCUGGCGUCACAUGCACGGUCUCUGGAUGGGGUGUGACCAUGAGCUCCGCUGCUGAUAGUAACAAACUGCAGUGCCUGGAAAUCCCCAUCCUGUCUGAGGAGGAUUGUGACCACUCCUACCCCGGCAUGAUCACCGAGGCCAUGUUCUGUGCUGGAUACAAGGAGGGAGGCAAGGACUCCUGCCAGGGUGACUCUGGUGGUCCUGUUGUGUGUGACGGAGAGCUGCAGGGUGUUGUGUCCUGGGGCUACGGAUGUGCAGAGAGGAACCACCCAGGUGUCUAUGCCAAGACCUGCAUUUUCACAGACUGGCUGCAGAGCACCAUUGCCUCUAACUGAAUCCAGUCCAAUCACAUGUCUGCUACAGCGGUUUUUAUACCGCAAAAUCCUGUGUCAAUGAAACUCUGCCUGUUGUAAUGGAGAUUGCAAUAAAACAAGUGUAACACCAGCA
This is a messenger RNA of Sebastes umbrosus (honeycomb rockfish), 2280 nucleotides long. Its product is annotated as serine protease 53-like. The record is from RefSeq and is a predicted model, not a curated record. The transcript is spliced from 16 exons. NCBI's taxonomy places the organism in Eukaryota, Metazoa, Chordata, Actinopteri, Perciformes, Sebastidae. Gene Ontology annotation, molecular function: serine-type endopeptidase activity. Bases 51 to 2168 code for a protein of 705 amino acids. Gene Ontology annotation, biological process: proteolysis.